Nematocida ausubeli is the source of this 471-nucleotide messenger RNA. RefSeq lists its product as uncharacterized. Lineage: Eukaryota; Fungi; Microsporidia. The transcript has a single exon. The record is from RefSeq and is a predicted model, not a curated record. Bases 1 to 471 code for a protein of 156 amino acids.
AUGAAAGUGUUUGACAUUGUUAUAAUAGGAAGAAAUGUAUCAGCAAUAACCGCAGCAAUAUACGCAGGCAUGUCAAACAGUAAAACUCUCUACAUAAACUGCCCAGAUGAAACAAGCGUUGUUACAGGCGUUAACAGAUACGUUGGGUACAAGGAAGGCACAUACGAGGCAUUUCGCAUGAACGCAUACAAGCAGAUGAGUAAAUUCAAUGUGGAAGAAAGCACUGCUGAAGUAAAAAAGAUUGAAAUUGAGAAGGCGCAGGCAAGAAUAUUUUCCAACGAAGAAAUACUGGCAAAAACACUCAUUAUCUCUACAGACGAAACGCUUAAACUAAUAGUUGGAGAUGUAAACAGCAAGUUCCUAUUUAGAUGUGGAAAUUUAGUGAAGGACCAAACAGAAAUGAUUGCAUUAGCUGGAACAGGAUGUAUGGCCGCCAUGAAUGCCAGAACAUUCAUUGCAGAAAACAACUAA